CGCCUCUUCCACUCUGGUCUCUCCAUCCAAGUUGGACUAAGCUUGCCGCCCUGGUCACAAAACAGCAACACAAGAGACAGUGCAAUCUCGGGGCCCCGUCGCCCGCUGGUGGUGCCGCUCUUGGCCCUGUGCAUCCUGCUGCAAGGCCAAACUCUGGCUCAUCCGCCGAAGUAGGCAGAUCUCCAACAGCUAGUUUAAUUGGACUACUGCCAAAACAACCCCCCCGCCUUAACUUGGACGAGGUUUGGGAGAGCGCGAGCGCAUCAUACGGGGAGUAAGCAAAGCUGCGCCCAGCUAUGCAGGAGACGACAGCCCUUGAACACGGGCUACUUUGCGACGACCCUUUGCUUGGCUCAGCUCAUGAGGCUACCAGGGGAUGGAUGGAUGAUGGGAGGAAAUGAGUUGAGCAAUCUUUCAGGGCUCCCAUGGUCGACGCGCCCACCGCACCGCGCUACCUAUGAAGGACUGUAAGACAGACCGAGCACGGUCCGCCAAUCAUGGCCGUACAUACUCCGUAUGCUAUCAAAAAUUGUCGCUUUACUCCAUCGUUCCAUCAAAGCCCGCCCGCCAUCCAGUCCCGUCAGCACAGAAACCGGAACACAUGGCGUCUGUGUUUCCGGCCUAUCGCGAACCGGAACAGCUGGCUGCCACUCUCCUGUGUCGCCGUGCUUGAAUCAGGAGUAAAAGUACGCUGCAUUCGCCUAGAGCAAGCUGACAUAUUUUUCUUUUCUCGUAAAUCCGUUGGGAUUGGAUUUUCCAGCCUCGAACCAGAGGCGGGCCGAAGAGUUGAACAGUGGGCUGGCUGGCUACCUUCGGGCUUCCUCCUUGACUGGCUACCUAGAUACCCAGGUAGCCUUUUCCGCCCAUUCGCGCCGAGGACACCCCGGGAAAACGGGUCCAGAGAUCUUCGUAAUUCUCCGCUGCAACCGUCAACGGGUCCAAGGCCAACGCAGGGCUCCUGCCCAUCACGCGGCAUUACACAACACGAGAGAAGAGGCCAAGAUUGCUCAGGAGGAAGGACUAUUGUGCCGAUCGCUUUUGCCUCCGGCUUUGGUCUCAGAGCGAAAGCGGGUUUCCGAGUCGAGUCAACCGCCGCCGUUGCCGCCGCCGCCACCAGUCAGUGGGUUCCGAAAGAAAAGAAAAGAAAGAGAAAAAAAGUGAGAGAAGGUCGCUCCGCGCUGCUGACCGCAACGUUUCAUGAAGAUGAACCCGCCACUCGAGUCCGUUCUAGCGGGGUGUGUGAAUGGCUGCUGCGUCGGGGGCCAGAACGGCUGCAUCGGCGUCGUCCGUCUCAUGCAAUCAAUCAUCGUCAUAUCGAGAGGUCAAACUAUCCCCAACCCAAGCUCCAAACUGGCUGCAGCGUUCGUUCCUUCCAUGGGCUGCGAGCACUCGUAUCCAGUUGGCCGGGCUGCCUCAAACCCACGUCUAGCGAGCUGUCAGGCGGUGGCUGUGCUAGCCAACAGUCGACGAUAUACGGAUACUUUGGCAUCUGCUUUCUUUCAACCCCGCCACCUGGUUCCUCUUCCAGCCUUCGAGAGACAGGUUUCCCCAGUCGCUGGCAUCUCAAAAGAAAAACAUAUGCGAUGCCGCCAUCCCCCGGCAAAUCGUUCCAAAAAAAAAAAAAAAAAAAAAAAACCAUCCGGGCGGAUCGAUCCUUGGAAAGCGAGCCCUCACGAGCCAGGAGCGCACCGCUAGCGCCAGCGGCAUCUCUAUAAUUAACACCAACGAGUCAGGGGCGGUUAAGGCGACAAAAGCGGCGUGCUAUGCUAGAUGGAGCACCUGACACCCCUCCGCUGACCGUUGACAGAUACCUCGUAAAAGCCCCUC
This is a messenger RNA of Colletotrichum navitas, 1827 nucleotides long. RefSeq lists its product as uncharacterized. Bases 498 to 1715 code for a protein of 405 amino acids. NCBI's taxonomy places the organism in Eukaryota, Fungi, Ascomycota, Sordariomycetes, Glomerellales, Glomerellaceae. The transcript has 2 exons. The record is from RefSeq and is a predicted model, not a curated record.